This is a messenger RNA of Aplysia californica (California sea hare), 1189 nucleotides long. Its product is annotated as MRG/MORF4L-binding protein. Bases 126 to 779 code for a protein of 217 amino acids. Lineage: Eukaryota; Metazoa; Mollusca; Gastropoda; Aplysiida; Aplysiidae. The record is from RefSeq and is a predicted model, not a curated record. The transcript has 4 exons. Gene Ontology annotation, cellular component: NuA4 histone acetyltransferase complex; nucleus. Gene Ontology annotation, biological process: regulation of transcription by RNA polymerase II.
GCCUAAGCUGCUUCCGCCGAUUUCUGCGGCGCUGUUGUAUUAGCCUUUAGCCUUAUUGACUAUUGGCUAUUGGCCUAAGUCACGGAAAACGAAACUAGGCUAACAAAUUACUUUUUGACAACAUCAUGUCUGAUUCUACUGAAUUGAUAUGGAAUGUUGAUAUGGAAGUGAAUCUCUUCCAUGCUAUGCGUGGACACAAACCAGCAGGUGUAAACCGACACUUUCAGAUGAUUUCAGUUCAUGAUCGUCUCAUUUCAAGCCACAAAAAGCUCUCGUCAAAGGAUGUGUGGACACAUCUCUCAACACUGUACGACUUGCAAGCUUUGAACGAGUCUGAAAUUGUGCCGUUUCCAAAUAAGAAUGGUGAAUUUGGACUCCGUGAAAGUGACCUGGUGGACCUGUGUGAGAAGAGUUUUCCCAGGACCUCGUACAUAAAUACUCCUGCAGAAACAGCUAAAACUGAAACUUCGCAGACAAAAAGUUCCUCAAAAUCUGGAAAACAAGAUUCAAAGUCAUCAUCACAUUCUUCAAAGUCUGACUCCAAAUCUGACAGCAAGUCUUCGUCCUCAUCCAGUAAACACGACAGUAAGUCCGGCUCAUCAUCGAGCAGGGGAGAGCACAAAUCCAGCCACAGUUCGAGCAGUAAGUCCUCCCAUCAUUCCUCGGGUUCCAACACUCCAGGGCCGUCGCCAAAAAGGACCAAACGGACCCGCAACACGCCCUCAUCCAACAGCAGUCCUGCCACACCGACAGAACCCCCUCAGAAAAGACGGAGAUAGCAUCGCAUGUAGUGUUUUCUGUGCAUGUAUGGAGUAUGUAUUAUGUAAUGAUGUUUAUGAUGUUUCUUUAGAUUCUGUAUGUGUGAAGUGUGGAUGUUUUUGAGUGAAUGGAUAAUGAUCAAAGGAGUUGAAAGCUAGUUGAGAAAAAGAGGGAAAGAAAGUAAAUGAUGUUAUUUUAGAUGCAAAUUGCUAAUCUGGAGGGAUUACGGUGGUUCAAAAGAGAUGGUUAUGAAGGGUAUUUUAAAGUUUUCAAGGCCAGCUGUCCAAUGGGAUACAACGCUAUGAAAUAUCUCUUGGUACUUUCCUCAAUUUGAAACAUUGUUUGACUAGGCUUGGGAAAAGUAGACCUCUAUAAUAUAAUUGGUCGCUUUUAUGCACAACAAGGCUAUCCCGAAAAAUGCUGUUUUUUU